AUGGGAGCAGCAGGACAAAAGAGAGGACUCUUUCUCUGCAUCAUGUUGGUUUGUUGGGAGCAGGUUUCAGCACAGAUAAAAUAUUCCAUCGCAGAGGAAGUCAAAGCGGGAACCGUGGUAGGGAAUGUCGCUAAGGAUCUUGGACUGGACAUCGGCACAUUGGUGGAGAGACAUUUUCGCCUUGUCUCAGGCACAGAGGGUGCUCAAUUUGAGGUAAAUGUGAACAAUGGCGUUCUGUUUGUGCAUAAACGUCUCAACCGAGAGGAUCUCUGUGAGGGCAUGUCGCCCUGUGUAGCCAACCUGAAAUUAGUUGCAGAGAAUCCUAUGGAAAUACAUCAUGUUGCUGUAGAAAUUAUGGAUAUUAAUGACAAUUCACCUAUAUUUAAAGAAAAAGAAUUCAUUUUAGAAAUAUCUGAGUCCACUUUACCGGGUAGGCGCUUUCAGUUACCUAAUGCACACGACCCAGAUGUUGUCAUUAAUACAGUGCGUUUGUAUAAAUUAAAUACAAAUGAAUAUUUUAGUGUACAAAUUAAAGAAAUAGGCGAAGACAAGGUGCCACUUUUAGCUUUACUAAAGUCUCUGGACCGAGAAAAACAUCCCAAGCAUAGUCUUGUUCUUACUGCAGUUGAUGGUGGAAAUCCACCUAGAUCUGGCUCUCUUAAUAUUACCAUUUUAGUGCUGGAUUCUAAUGAUAAUCCCCCGACAUUUACACAAGAUGUCUAUUCUGUAACUCUAUCUGAAAAUGUAAAACCCACCACACUCGUAAUUCAGGUGAAAGCAACUGAUCUGGAUGAUGGAUUAAACAAAGAUAUUGAAUAUUAUUUUGGUGGGCAACUUGAAUCUAGAAUAGAUGAAUUGUUUAGUUUAAAUAAAAACACUGGUGAAAUAAAAUUGAAGGGUCAGUUGGACUAUGAGAAGGCUGAUGUUUACAAAUUAGAUGUCCACGCUACAGACAAAGGACAACCUCCUAUGAGCACCAAUUGCAGGGUGAUGAUUAAAAUUGUUGACGAAAAUGACAACCAACCAGAAAUAGAUGUGACUUCUCUGUCAAAAACUGUAGCGGAAGAUUCCAAACCUGGGACUGUCAUUUCUCUCAUAAGCAUCACAGACAAAGAUGUUGGAAUGAAUGGCAAAAUCAUAUGUACUCUUUCACAAAAUGUUCCCUUUGAAUUAAAACCUUCAUAUCAAGAUAACAUGUACUCACUGGUAUUGAAAGAAAAACUAGAUCGAGAAUUAAUUUCAGAUUAUGACAUCACAAUCAUGGCUACGGACUGUGGUAAACCUCCUCUUUCCACAUUUAAAAAUAUUCAUAUUGACGUCGAAGAUGUGAACGAUAAUAUUCCAACUUUUUUGCACAAUCCAAUUCAACUUUAUUUGUUGGAAAAUAACAUGCCAGGGAAGGGCAUUUUUUCUGUCAAUGCUUUCGACAAAGAUUUGAAUGAAAACGCAGCCUUGACAUAUCACAUUAACAGAGGAGAAGGAAGUGAAGUUAAAAUGUCUACAUUUUUAAACAUCAAUCCUGAGACUGGUGUUGUAACAGCACUAAAAAGUUUUGACUUUGAGACACUAAAAACUUUCCAUUUCCAAGUGGUGGCCACAGAUGGCGGAAGUCCUCCACUGAGCAGCAGUGUUACAGUGAACGUGUUCAUUCUAGAUGAGAACGACAAUGCUCCAGUCAUCCUGUAUCCUGUCAGCUCCAAUGGUUCUGCUGAAGGUGUGGAGGAGAUUCCACGCAACAUGAAAGCAGGAGACUUGGUGACUAAAGUCAGAGCCUCUGACGCUGAUAUAGGAUAUAAUGGCUGGCUACUCUUUUCACUUGGGCAAGUCACUGACCACAGCCUCUUUUCUUUGGACCGUUAUACGGGCCAGAUCCGAACACUUCGCUCCUUUACAGAGACAGACGAGGCUGAGCAUCGACUGCUCAUACUGGUCAAAGACAAUGGCAACAUUUCACUCUCAGCAACAGCUACUGUGACUGUCAAACUCGUGGAGCCCAAAGAAGCUUUUGCAGCUUCGGAUGUCAAAAGUGCAGCAAAAUUGGACCAGGAGGAGGACAAUGUUACUUUUUAUCUCAUCAUUACUUUGGGCUCGGUCUCGCUCCUUUUUGUCAUCAGCAUAAUCGUGCUGAUCGCCAUGCAGUGUUCAUCCAGGUCCACAGAGUACACUUCUAAAUAUCUCCAAGACACUAACUAUGAUGGCACACUGUGCCACAGCAUCCAGUACAGAUCUGGAGAUAAACGCUACAUGUUGGUUGGACCCAGAAUGAGUAUCGGUUCUACCGUAGUCCCGGGAAGUCACGCCAACACUCUGGUGCUCCCUGACAGGAGGCACACUUCUGGGGAGGUAAGAUAUGUAUACAUAUUUAUCUUUAUGUGUCUGUGUGUGUGA
Molecule: messenger RNA, 2388 nt
Organism: Nerophis lumbriciformis (worm pipefish)
Lineage: Eukaryota; Metazoa; Chordata; Actinopteri; Syngnathiformes; Syngnathidae
Source: RefSeq, a predicted model, not a curated record